AUGCCUCUUCCACAAUUACUAGUUGGCAAAGUAGCUGCCAUCACCGGUGGUCUUACCGGCAUUGGACGGGCAAUUGCCCUUGAUUAUAUCCGCCAUGGUGCUAAGGUCUCGAUUAGCCAUCUGGGCGGUCCAAAGGAAGAGGAUUUACUAGCAUCGCUGCGUCAAAAAGUCAAUGAGAUCGAAGAGGGAGCAGACAAGACUCGUUUCCUCACAGUUGCAGGAGAUAUCUCUCAGCCUGAGACAGGAAAGCACUUUGUUGCGCAGACAGUCGAGGCAUUCGGUCGAUUAGAUGUGUUUGUGAGCAAUGCGGGCGUGUGUAAAUUUGCAGACUUCCUUGAGCUCGAGCCCUCUCUUCUUAACCAUACUGUCUCUACCAACCUCUCAGGUGCCUUCUUCGCUACACAGGCUGCGGCCAGACAAAUGGCUUUAGCCCAGUCCCCGCCCGGUGGAUCCAUUAUCGGUAUUAGUUCCAUUUCAGCGCUUGUCGGUGGUGGUGAGCAGACACAUUAUACACCCACCAAGGCCGGUGUCUUGAGUCUGAUGCAGUCUUGUGCGGUGGCGCUUGGGAAAUAUGGAAUCCGUUGCAAUGCCCUCCUUCCGGGUACUAUUCGCACCCAGUUGAAUGAUGAAGAUAUGGCGGAUCCUGUCAAGAGGACGUAUAUGGAAGGUCGAAUUCCUCUUGGAAGAUUGGGUCAACCGCCUGACCUGGCGGGUCCUGCUGUGUUCUUGGCCUGUGAGGAACUAAGCAGCUAUGUGACUGGUGCACAGAUUUUGGUUGACGGUGGUCUUUUUGUUAAUUUACAGUAA
This is a messenger RNA of Penicillium malachiteum, 807 nucleotides long. Its product is annotated as SDR family NAD(P)-dependent oxidoreductase. Lineage: Eukaryota; Fungi; Ascomycota; Eurotiomycetes; Eurotiales; Aspergillaceae. The record is from RefSeq and is a predicted model, not a curated record. The transcript has 4 exons. Bases 1 to 807 code for a protein of 268 amino acids. Gene Ontology annotation, molecular function: oxidoreductase activity, acting on the CH-OH group of donors, NAD or NADP as acceptor.